UCUCUGCCCAUAGCCCCUUCCUCCAAUUUCAAAGCCAACAGUAUAGCAUCUUCAACUGUCUCUCUGACUCUGACCCUCUUGCUUCCACUGUUACAUCUCCACCUGACUCUGACUCCCCUAACCUCCUCGUAUAAGGAUUCUUGUGAUUCCAUUGGGCCCUCUUGGACAAUCCAAUCCAGGGAUAAUCUCCCUCUCUCAAGAUACUUAAUUUAAUCACAUUUGCAAAGUCCCUUUUGCUAUGUAAAGUAACAUAUUCACAGGUCUGGGGAGUAGGACCUGGACAUCUUUGGGGAACCAUUAUUCUGUCUACCACACUUUAAUAAUAUAAUUCUUGUUGUUCUGAUAAGGUUGAGACUUAGUUGAAGCUAAAGCACUGGGUUUGAUGCUCCCUCUCUCCUUCUGACUUGUGGCAGGUAGAGUUCCUCCUUGACCCUGGCUUGGGCUGAACCUGUUCCAGGGGUAUAAGUGUCUAGAGAAGAACGACACCAUCCCUGCCAGGCUGAGCUGCUAGCUCCCAAGGGUGGACUCUGGCUGUUGCCAGGCAAUGUGGAUGCAGCCAUUCUUUUGAAACUAACUAAAAGAACUCCUUUUUAAUCAUUUUUUUCCCCUGAGAGCAUGUGAUGUUUACUUUUGGGGGGCACCCAGUUUUAAAGGUCUUAACGUGUUUUGGUCUUUCGGAUACAUCAGAAGUCACUGAGUUAUCCUCUGGUUCCAGGGGCUAUGCGUUAUGACCUAAAAAUUGGGAUACGUGGUCUGACAGAGGAUUCUGCAUCUGCUUCCAAGAGUCAAAGAAGUCUCAGGAGAUGUAAUUUGGUUAAAGACACAUCAGAAUUUCUAGCAUAUCUUGAUGGUUUGGGGAAGAUAACGUGACAGAAUAAAUAAAAUAAAUUUGCUAUCAUUUAGUAAGUUCUGUACUAAGUACCAAGUGCUGUGCUAUGUCCUUUGUAUAUAUUAUCUCAUUUACCAGUGAGGUAGAAAUUAUCACUCUUGUUUUACAGGUACUAUCUCAAAGUUGUUCUAGUAGGCUCAAAAGUCAAACACAGAUCUAUCUGACUCAGAAGCCAGUGCUUGUAGACUACUACACUCACAGAAACCCGGAGCACAGAAAUCUGUACACAGAUGCAUCCCUGAAACUAAAAAUAUUACCUUGAAGGUAAGCCAUAGCUCCAGAUCUGCAAAUGUCUUUCUUUUCAACAUCAGUGAGAGCUGCCUGGAGAUCGAGAUGAGUAGCAUUUAGUUCAAUAGAGAUUUUAGAAUAAUCCUUCCAAUGUCCUCAUUCCUGGGAAAGAACAAGGUAUUGGUAUUUUUCUGGCAGCGGACACCCAUUUAAGGGAGAUUUGAUAGAAUGAUAGACAUGAGGGUUUUCAUUUUCAAGGCCUACCUCCUCUCAUAAUACAGUCUGAGUAAUACAUCAUCAGGGAACGCUCAGACCUCCAUGCCCCAGGUGGGGAUGUUGUGGGAGCCCCAGGUAAUACUGGAGAAGAGGGAUGUCCCUUGGAGCCUAAAUAGUACUGUUAUAUACACGGCAAAGGGGUCAAUUUAGCAUCUGCUGCUCUCUGCCAACAAUCUACCCGUGGGGGAGGGAGUAGGGAAACAAGGGGCCCAUCUGACUUGAGAAAGUCCAAGCCUGACAGCUGAAGGGUCCCAGAGCAGCAAGCAUCACCUCGCCUCUUCUCUUGGACCAUGUCAGCUGUCUGCUUUGGAUUGACAGAGGCAUCUGGCUUCUAAAAAUACCCUACUGACCAAGGGCUGCCUAUUCCAACUACAGCUGGGCAUGACUGCAAUCCAGGACUUCACGACUCCUUGCAAAGGAACUUUUCCAAAGUUUUCAGGCCCAAUUUGAGAAGCACACCAGCCCAUGGUCAUUUUCGACUUUGUCAGUUUUGCUGGGCGGUGAAUGGGACCCUUCCCAGGUCACUGUCCUCUGGCCUGGCCCAUCCCCGUCUCCAGGAAAAGAGGCAGAGGGAGGGUGAGGGCCCGGUGGCUGAGAGGGGGUAGGGAAGGGGAGGUGCCUGUCCAUUUAUAGUCUUGCUGUUGGGAUGUUGAAGGUGCUGAAAUAGCAGCGAGGACAAGGGACUUGGCUCAGUGUUAAAUAUCGGCCGAGCUGCCCGAAGCUUCUGAGAUGACAAUAGGGGGAAUGGAGAACGUGGAGGUCUUCACUUCUGAGGGCAAAGGCAGAGGUCUGAAGGCCACUAAGGAGUUCUGGGCUGCUGACGUCAUCUUUGCUGAGCGGGCUUAUUCCGCAGUGGUCUUUGACAGCCUUGUGAACGUUGUGUGCCACACUUGCUUCAAGAGGCAGGAGAAGCUCCACCGCUGCGGGCAGUGCAAGUUUGCCCAUUACUGUGACCGCACCUGCCAGAAGGAUGCUUGGCAGAACCACAAGAACGAGUGUUCGGCCAUCAAGAGAUACGGGAAGGUGCCCAAUGAGAACAUCAGGCUGGCGGCGCGCGUCAUGUGGCGGGUGGAGAGAGAGGGCGGCGGGCUCACGGAGGGCUGCCUGGUCCCCGUGGACGACCUGCAGAGCCACGUGGAACACUUCGAGGAGGAGGCGCUGAAAGAGCUGCGGGGGGACGUGGACACUUUCCUGCAGUACUGGCCGCCCCAGAGCCAGCAGUUCAGCAUGCAGUACAUCUCGCGGAUCUUCGGCGUGAUUAACUGCAAUGGUUUCACGCUCAGUGACCAGAGAGGCCUGCAGGCAGUGGGUGUGGGCAUCUUCCCCAACCUGGGCCUGGUGAACCAUGACUGUUGGCCCAACUGCACGGUCAUAUUUAACAACGGCAAAAUUGAACUCCGGGCCCUGGGCAAGAUCUCAGAAGGAGAGGAGCUGACCGUGUCCUAUAUCGACUUCCUUAACGUCAGCGAAGAACGCAAGAAGCAGCUGAAGAAGCAGUACUACUUUGACUGUACGUGUGAGCACUGCCAGAAAGGGCUGAAGGACGACCUCUUCCUGGGUGUGAAAGACGACCCAAAGCCCUCUCAGGAGGUGGUGAAGGAGAUGAUACAGUUCUCCAAGGAUACGCUCGAAAACAUUGACAAGGCUCGCUCUGAGGGUUUGUACCACGAGGUUGUGAAAUUAUGCCGGGAGUGCCUGCAGAAGCAGGAGCCAGUGUUUGCCGACACCAACAUCUACACGCUGCGGCUGUUGAGCACCGUUUCCGAGGUCCUCUCCUACCUGCAGGCCUUUGAGGAGGCCUCACACUACGCCAGGAGGAUGGUGGACGGCUAUAUGAAGCUGUAUCACCCCAACAAUGCCCAGCUGGGCAUGGCCAUCAUGCGGGCAGGGCUGACCAACUGGCACGCUGGCAACAUUGAGGUGGGGCACGGCAUGAUCUGCAAAGCCUACGCCAUUCUCCUGGUGACACACGGACCCUCCCACCCCAUCACCAAGGACUUAGAGGCCAUGCGGAUGCAGACGGAGAUGGAGCUGCGCAUGUUCCGACAGAACGAGUUCAUGUACCACAAGAUGCGUGAGGCCGCCCUGAACAACCAGCCCAUGCAGGUCAUGGCUGAACCCAGCAAUGAGCCGGCGCCGGCUUUGUUCCACAAGAAGCAAUGAGGACCUGCCUGGUGGGAGAGGGGCGCCGUGGCUGGGGAACUGGGGAGACAUUCUGGAGGUGGUGGGUUUCUGGGGAGACCCUUGAUGAGGAAAUCAGCGUAACGCUCAGCCUUGUUGCCGCGGGAAUGUCCUACUCUUUUUUCCCAGUGUCAUUUCGGUUCAUUUCAACUCAGUUCAAUUCAAUUUAACCUUAUCCCAGACCAGUCCAACUCCUCCUACAAAUAUUUAUUGCGAUAAAUAUUUAUAGGGAUAAAGAAGCUCCAAAUGUAGCUGGAGAGGCAAAAUGUAAACAAUUAAAGCACAGUGUGAUAAUAAAUGCAAUGGUAAACUCUAUGGAGAGAGGGAGUACAGUGGAGGGCAUGUGUCUGGUGUGUGUGUGUGUGUGUAGUGGUGAGGGUGUCAUGGAGGAGAUGACAUCUGAGCUAAGGGUGGCAGGUACCUGGAGUCUCAGGUGGCCACUCACCUAUCUGUGCAGGUGUCUCUGGAAUAUUCGGGAUUUGCUGACUGGGAUGGGUGAUGUUCAGUUUCCUCAGGCGAGUGUGGAGUUAUGAAGAAGAGACUGUCUUUGGGCCUUUCAGGUCCUACUCAGAGAACUGAAACUUCUUCAGAAGGGCACGUAUGCAGAAGGAGGGCUUUGCCCAAACCACUUGAGGCCUCAGUUUAAAGUCUGGGUUCCCAGCAUUAUUCUGAAACUACUUCUAGAACACAGAGGGGGAGUGUUUCCUUUCCACACUCUCCCUGCCAAGCCUUGUGAUUCCCGUGACGUGGGGCUACUUGGAUAAUAGCUGAGAUUUUUCUGACCAUUGGCCUCCUAGGAUUGGAGAAGUCUCUUCAGGGUGAAGUUGAGGGAGAAACUUGGAAACCCACAUACCUGAUGAUCAUGGGUCCAGCGGAAUUGGCUUUUGCGUCUUUUAUUUUGUCACGUGUGCCUGGGUGGCCUUUACCAGCUUAGAGUUCAUCACUGGCCCCCAGUAAAUCUCUAUUUUUUAGUAAUGCAUAGUUAUGACUUCCCUUGUUUGAUUUCUUUCAUUGUCCAUUCCCUGGGUCCUCUGCUUUCCUUACCAGAAGGAAUGUCUAGUCUGGACUCUGCACACCUAGGUGAGGACCUCUCUGGGAGUGUGACCAACUUGCCCUCAUCUCCUGGGAGGCUGCUCUGGUUUCCACCCAAGAGUGUGGGUCUUGGGAAUCAACCAAUCUAGUUGUCCCAUUGGCCUGUUAUCUUCUGGGAUCCCAAACUUCUCACGAAUGUUUUGGGGGAUCCUGGACAAAAGCCCCCCCCCAUUUGAGAGCGUCACCAAGUCUUCUCUACUCUCUGGGGCCACCCUUGACCCCAGAGCUCUAGCUAACAUCUUGAGGUCAGGUGAUCCCAUCAGGCUCCAUAUUUGUCAUCUGUGCCUAAAGUGUCAGUUCCUCCCUUUCGUCCUCAGAAUGAUCCACUGCCUCCCUUGUAACCUGACCAACAGCUCUGCCAAUGUGCCAAAAACUUUGUCCAAAAACUCUGCAAAGGUGCCGCCUCUGUGCGGAAUACUGGCACCUGGCACUUGGCUCUUCAUUGAGGACACCUGCUUCUUCAGAACUUUCACAGGGAGACUGACAGUUCUUCUAAGCUCACGUAAGGAUGGUACCAGCCCUCUGCCAGGGACCUAACUGUGCCAGUUCAAAUGGUCUCUCUUCUAUCCUCAUAUGAAACCUUCCCCCAAACCUCUUCCCUUCUUUGUCACUGUCACCUGCCACACCGCUGGUCAUUCCCCCACAUUCAAGGUCUUCUUUUCUGUCCCCUCUUCCUCAGAUUCGGUGUCUUCGAAGUCCACUUUCACAGACCAUCUAAACCACUUGUUUUACAGAUUCUUCAUUUACUCAAUUCCAGGUGUCUUUCCACUUCCCCCAUUAAAACCCUCUCUUAGUUACACCCUGGACACUGUCAUCCCCCAUAAUUCCUCCAUUUUUUGGCCGCCCUCUGUGGCAUGCGGGAUCCUAGCUCCCCGACCGGGGAUCGAACCUGUGCCCCCGCGCAGUGGAAGGGCGGAGUCUUAACCGCCGGACCGCCAGGGAAUUCCCAAUUUCUUCAUUUUUGAUGUCUGACUCUCUGGUCAUUGCUUCCCAUCUGUUCACUUCUCUUUUUCCUCCACCCCUGAUUGCUAGAUGGCAUCGUAUUUUCUCCAGUGUGUCCCCCCUCCUCCUGUCUUCACAUCCUUCCAGAUAACCAAGGCAUCAGCCUCUUUUUCUUUUUGCCCAUCCCCCCUUCCUACUCGGCAGAGUCCAGGCCUGGAUGAGUUCAGCUGUCUUGUUCCUCUGUUGCACCUGGAGGUCUGAGCACAGCCAGGAAAAUGGUACCUCUCAGCUCUGGCGCAUCCACGGCCUCUUCUCCAACCUCAGCUGGCCUUGGGGUGCAGCCCAGGCGUGCUCCCUGUGCUUCUCCCUUUGCCCAGUGGUUAUUUCAGGUCCUCACUCCUGUCCUCGAGCGAGUCCUCUGCUUUCAGCAGAACCUCAUCUCCUGCUUCACCCAGAGGCCAGGAGAUGGGGUUCCUCAAUUUCCUCUUCCCGCGUUCACACAUGUUGUGUCUGUGCUCAUCCUUCCCGCUUCCGCCUCACACCAGUGGAACGAGAGCCCCUCUCCUCCAAAGCCAAAUGCUCCCCCUGUGCUUUGGACCCCAUCCCCUCCUAGGUCCUUGGGGCCCUGCUUCCCGUUUAUUCCUUCUCACCUUGGAUUAUUCACAUUUCUCCGUCUACUGGCUUCUUCAAAGCAGUUAAUAGAUGUGCUGGGGAAACUCUGAUCAUAAUCUUCAAGGCUGAGUUGUUUUUUUUGUUUUUUUUUUGCGGUACGCGGGCAUCUCACUG
Molecule: messenger RNA, 6394 nt
Organism: Aethalodelphis obliquidens (Pacific white-sided dolphin)
Lineage: Eukaryota; Metazoa; Chordata; Mammalia; Artiodactyla; Delphinidae
Gene: SMYD1
Product: SET and MYND domain containing 1
Exons: 9
Coding region: 2123-3556 (477 amino acids)
Cellular component (GO): nucleus
Molecular function (GO): protein binding; histone H3K4 methyltransferase activity
Source: RefSeq, a predicted model, not a curated record